AUGCAUCACAUCGGACAGAAGAUACUCAACAAACUCGGUAACCACGCCGGCCACGGCCCUGGGCCCCCUCCCUCUGAAGGCCCGCCCCUCCAGGGCCAGCGCAGGAUCAACGAGGAUGAACGCCUGCUGGGCUCGCACCCUCGUGGGACGUACCCUCGACUGGCAAAGCUGUCCGACGGCAGCAUCCUCUCUGGCUUCACGCGCUUCGAAGGCAGGACCCGGGUUCUGCAAAUUGCCCGCAGCACCGACGGCGGCUACCGCUUCGACGACUUCUCCGAGGUGAGUCGCGGCGAUGGCGACGUCGACAACAUGUACCUCCUCGAGGUUGCCCCCAUGACCGUCCUGGCAGCCUUCCGAAACCACGACCUCGGUCCCCACGGCCCCACGCAUUUUCGCAUCACGGUCUGCCAGUCCACGGACGGCGGGAAGCACUGGCGUUUCCUUUCGCAGGCUGCGGAGAAGAGACCCCCCUUGGGAAUUUGGGAGCCGUUCAUGCGCAUGUCGCACCGCGGGGAGGUCAUGUUGACGUACUCCCAAGAGUUUGCGCAUAACAACCAGUGCACGAUGCUGGUGCGCUCGAACGACGGCGGUGCGACCUGGAGUCCGCCGCAGUGUCUGGAGGGGGAGAAGGACCCCUUCCGAGACGGUAUGAAUGGGAUUGCAAAGACCUGGGAUAACGGGCGCGAGGCUCUUGUUAUGGUGUUUGAGACGACGACGUUCGGUCCCUUUGACCUUGAGGCCCUCAUCUCGUACGAUGACGGUCACACAUGGGGUAAUCGGCACCGCGUCUAUGUGCCACGGCGUGGUCAUAAUGCUGGGUCGCCGCAGGUUGCCUCGUUUGGCGAUGGCUCAUUGGCGGUCAUCUUCAUGAACGAUGAAGACCAUCAUCAGGUGCAGUGGACCAAGAAUGCAGCCAUCAAGGUUGUCUAUGGGAGCCCGCCCAGCAAUGGCAAGAUCCAGUGGUCGCGUCCCGAGGUCAUCUGUCCCCAUCUGAGCCACUGGCCUGGGAUUAUGGCCAUGGAUGACAAGACGCUGUUGGCGACUUAUGAAUGCGGCGGAGCUCCCAAGGCGAAGUCGAUCACGCUGCAUUAG
Messenger RNA from Aspergillus versicolor CBS 583.65, 1092 nucleotides. RefSeq lists its product as uncharacterized. The coding region runs from base 1 to 1092 and encodes 363 amino acids. The transcript has a single exon. NCBI's taxonomy places the organism in Eukaryota, Fungi, Ascomycota, Eurotiomycetes, Eurotiales, Aspergillaceae. The record is from RefSeq and is a predicted model, not a curated record.